AUGAUAACGGCCUUUGGCUCCGCAGUUUAUCUAAUGUUCGGGCAGGGAAAGGCCUGGAUUCUAAUUGGGGUGGCUGCGCUUGCUUCUCUUCCUGUCACUUCAUUUGUGUUCCUCCAGUUUCCUCUCCUUGUUGACGUCAUAACUUCAACCUACGGUUAUGGUGUUUUUGGGAAGAAGAGUGAUCGAGUCUUCCGUUAA
Molecule: messenger RNA, 198 nt
Organism: Thlaspi arvense
Lineage: Eukaryota; Viridiplantae; Streptophyta; Magnoliopsida; Brassicales; Brassicaceae
Source: the annotation of a GenBank genome assembly